AUGGCGCCUAUCGUGCCGAGUUUUCUAACUGCAACCACCGUCUUGGUGCCCGCCGUCCCCCCUCGCUGCCACAAGAAGGGAACUCCACCUUACAUUGUCGAGCAAAUAUAUCAAGAACUAGAGUUUGCUCGGAAUAACGCCCCCAUCGAGGUGCUUGAUCUCAUUCUCGACAACCUGGACGGCGAUCCGGUUGAGCUCAGAACAUGCAGUUUAACGUGCCAUGCUUGGGUCCAUAUAUGCCGACAGCGGCUCUUUCAAUCCGUAGAUCUCAGGUGCACCAAGACGCAUUGCGACGGGUUCCUACGGGUGCUGCAAUCGUCCGCUUCGACGGGUGCACCGAUUGCUGACUACGUCCGCGAACUCACGCUCUGGGGAGACAAUAACCCUGACUAUAGGCACUACUCCUUGGCUCGCCUCAUAUGUCGGUACAUUGGCUUCAGGAUACUCGCGAGGUUGUCCGGUACAUCCGAGCCCAUGGGGCAAUCCCGGCUUGGCCCCAGUAUCCGAGUCACGCUCGGUCGUAUACUGAAGCGGCUUCAUCGGACUCAGCUGCUGCGACUUAGGAACUUCGAUUGGUGUGAUAUUGCACCUUUUACAUUCCGGGGCCAAGCCAGCGCAAGUUCGAGAGCCCUUGUGGACCUAUUCGCCGCCAUUCCCGCUGUGUCCUCAUUGGAUAUCUUCUGUGCGAUCUUCCUCUCCCCUUCCGAACUCUUACAACUACUGGCCGCGUUUCCUGGAUUAUCCACCCUGACACUGCAACACAUUCGCUGGCAUCCCGAUGUCGACUUGUCCCAUAGGCCAGACUCUGCGGCUCUCUGUCACUCAAGCGUUGGCGUCCGGCGCAUCGAGAAGCUCUCCCUCGAUGCAGACAUCAAGAUGCUGCCCUCGUUCGUCGAAGGCCUGUUGAACCCACCGUUCGCCCCGGCGGUUCGUGAGAUGUCCAUCGACAGCUGCCCUCGCAGUGCCGAGAACUUGACCACCACGAUGCUCUUAUCGCGAAUGCGGUCGACACUGGAGGUGCUCCACGUGAACUACUUCCCAUCGCAGGACAUACAAUCGGAACUGGACUGCUCACAGCACCACAAGCUACGCAUCGUCACGCUCAGCUACGUUUUCGGCUCAUCGAGGAGUGUCCGAGCUAUUUGUCCCUACCUUCCUCAGUUCUUGCAAUCGCUACCAAAGAGUAUUCAGCAACUCCAGCUACGCUUUGAGAUGCAUGGUCUGGAUUCAACCGACCCCAUUGUCUUUCUAGACUUCACAGACUGGGAUGCUCUGGACCGAGCGCUUGCCGAACUGCACGAGAGACUCACGGCCCUACGGACCACAAUCGACGUCAGGAUCAUGCUCGACGGCCGCGGCAUCGAUAUACGCCCCGAGGUCGUGCGGCCCGUCAUUGAUCGCCUACCGAGGAGCCUCAGAGGAGGGGCGCAAAUCUAUCUUCUGGGCUCCUGUGAAUGA
This is a messenger RNA of Rhodofomes roseus, 1458 nucleotides long. RefSeq lists its product as uncharacterized. Gene Ontology annotation, molecular function: protein binding. The transcript has 3 exons. The record is from RefSeq and is a predicted model, not a curated record. Lineage: Eukaryota; Fungi; Basidiomycota; Agaricomycetes; Polyporales; Fomitopsidaceae. The coding region runs from base 1 to 1458 and encodes 485 amino acids.